AUGGAGAAGAAGGAGAAGAAAGAAGAUGGGGCGAUCGCCGGCCUCAUCUUGGAGAGGAAGAUCCCGCGCCGGAGCCACGAUACCUUUGCUUCGAACCUCGGGCGCAAGGUGUCGCCCUCUGCCACCCCCCCGGCGGUGGCCAAAGGCCACAAAUCCGUCAAGAGCCUGGCGACCUUUUUCGAGGAGGGUGGUUCUCCUGCUGCCACCACCGUUCCCUCCUCCUCCAACCCCCCCAACCUCCCCGUCGCCACCAGCUCGUCCGUCUUCGCUCCCUCCCCCUCCUCCAAACCAAAGCUGCUCCGGGACCCCCACGAGCCCGACGACAACGACCUCACCCUGCUUGAUUACAAGCAGUUCAUGGCGAACCUUCCACUGGGUCGUUGCCUCGACGACCUGGAGUUGCCCACCAGGGCGGCGGCAAGCAGCAGCCGCCAACUCCACCCCGAGGCCCCCAAUUCCCAGCACGCCCAAGAGGCCAAAAACGUUUUGGCAAACCUGGACAGACUCUUCCCGCCUCUCCCUCCCCUCGACGACUCGCCGGUACCAGCAAGCGACCCCGAGCCGUCGUCCGCCGCCGGCCAGGAGCUUGCUCCUGAGCCUGAGCGCACCCAAGAAUGGGCGAAAGCCUAUCGGGAUGCCACCAGACGAGUGCUGAGCAUCGACUGGGACGAAAUCGAAGAGGAUGAUAUUUUCCGUCCCCCCAGCUUUGUUCUCCCGCCGCCGCCUUCUCCCCGCCCGGCUUUCUCCCCCUCGUCGCCGCGUCUUCAGCCGGUCACUGAAGAGCAAGAGGACGAGUCCAAUGAGUCUCAUAACUCGUACCAGCAGGACGAGCAAGACCAGCAACGGCGGUCUCGAGAGUAUCAGCCAAAAGAGCGGUACCAUCAAGCUGAGGAGCAGCAGCACCAGUACGAAAAGUACCAGCUGGCCAAAGAGCAGCAAAAGCACCGGCCAAACAAGCGGCACCAGCCAGAGCAGCCCUCCCAACAAGAGCAGCACCCCCAUCAUCAUCAAGUCGACCGAAACAGGCGACUUUCACCCCACCAGGAGCAGCUCCCUCUCACCCCCCCUCUUCAUCUCACUUGCCCCCCCCCAAAUCCACCCCCACCACCGCCCCCCCCACCAAAACGCCUCUCCCCCCUCCCCCAUCAGCAAGCUAGCUCUGCUGUCCCUGGCAGACUCUCCUGCAACCCCCCCUCCUUCACCCCAUCGUCCUCCCCCGAUGCCGACUCGCACUCCUCCGCCACCACCACCGAGUUACCCCCCUCCUCCUAUCCCUUCCAUCACCCCUCCCGAGCAGCAACCCGGCAUCAUGAACGAAAGAGGGAGGAGUUUAUGAAGAAGUAUACAGAGUAUAUGAAUAGUCGGUACAAUCCUGAGUCGGGGAAUUUUACGGGGCCGGAGGUGCGGAGGGUUAUGGGUCCCGAGAAUGAGGAUAAGGAGGAGGAGAUGGAGGAGGAGAACAAGGAAAAGAAGCUCGAUGAGGGCAAGGGGAAGGCCUCCGACAUGUUCGGAUAG
Podospora pseudopauciseta is the source of this 1515-nucleotide messenger RNA. RefSeq lists its product as uncharacterized. The transcript is spliced from 3 exons. Lineage: Eukaryota; Fungi; Ascomycota; Sordariomycetes; Sordariales; Podosporaceae. The coding region runs from base 1 to 1515 and encodes 504 amino acids. The record is from RefSeq and is a predicted model, not a curated record.